This is a messenger RNA of Populus nigra (black poplar), 1380 nucleotides long. RefSeq names its product telomere repeat-binding factor 4-like. Lineage: Eukaryota; Viridiplantae; Streptophyta; Magnoliopsida; Malpighiales; Salicaceae. The transcript is spliced from 6 exons. Gene Ontology annotation, molecular function: double-stranded telomeric DNA binding. The record is from RefSeq and is a predicted model, not a curated record. The coding region runs from base 274 to 1089 and encodes 271 amino acids. Gene Ontology annotation, cellular component: nucleosome. Gene Ontology annotation, biological process: nucleosome assembly.
AUGCAACGUACAGUUGGGAAACAUGUUUCAGAUUUUUCCUCUUUUUUAAGAUAGGUCAAAUAAGGAGAGGACGACACCGUAUCAGGAUUUUCGUUCUCGAUUGCAAAUUAGGGCUGACAAAUCAACGGUGGCGUUGCCUAGCCUAGCCUGAUACCUUGAGGUCAAGAACAAGAAGAAGAAGAAGAAGAUAUCAGAUGAAAGCAUAAAGAAACCCUAGAAAACAGAAAUUUUGAAGGAAAGGAGAGAAAAAGAGAGGGAUACAGAGAGAGAGAGAUGGGGAAUCCAAAGCAAAAGUGGACAUCAGAGGAAGAAGAAGCGUUGAGAGCAGGAGUAGCCAAACACGGUACUGGAAAAUGGAAAAACAUACAGAGAGACCCUGAGUUCAAUCCUUACCUUUACUCCCGCUCUAAUAUCGAUCUCAAGGAUAAAUGGAGGAAUAUGACUGUUAGUGCCGGUAGCCAAAGCGUUAAGGACAAGUCUCGGACGACAAAAGUGAAAUCCAUUCCUGAUGCUGCUGCUGCAACUCCACUGCCCAACCCCCAAACUUCUGCUGCUGCUGCCGCCGCCGCCGAUGUUGUUAUCGAUGAUUAUUCGGAAGCCGCAGCGGAUUCGAAAACUGCUCCUAAGUACAAUGCCAUGAUUUUUGAAGCAAUUUCAGCCUUUAAUGAGCCAAAUGGAGCAGAUACUAGUGCAAUAAUCAGCUACAUUGAGCAAAGACAAGAGUUACCACAAAAUUUUAGGAGGCAAUUAAGUUCAAGGUUGAGGAGGCUGGUAGCUCAGGAAAAACUUGAAAAGGUCCAAAAUUGCUACAAGAUAAAGAAAGUUUCUUCGUUUGGGACAAAAACACCAACUCCUAAGAAAGAGGUGCGUCCUAAGUCUGUACAUGACACCGGUGAUACUGUCGAAGGAGCAGCAAAUGACGCUGCAUAUAGUGUUGCAGAAGCAGAAAACAAAUCAUUUGUUGCCACUGAAGCAGUUAAGGAGUCAGAGAGGGUUUCAAAGAUGGCUGAAGACGCAGAUUCACUACUGCAGUUGGCCAACGAGAUACUUGAGAAAUGCUUACGAGGUGAGAUUGUGAUCAUGGGAUGAGAUACGAGCUCAAACCUCUUAAAAUGAUGGGCGGGAGAUGACCCAACAACUAGAAUGCAUGUAAAUAGUGCCUGUUUCUUCCCUCAAUUUUUUUUCAGGCAUGAUUAAGCUAAAUUAUUGGGCUGGUUUUGCGGUAGCUAUUAUAAUGUAAUUUCUCAGAAAAGAUAUUCGUGAUAGAUAUUGUAGAAGAAAACAUUUAAUUUUGAUGUCCUUAGAGCUCUUGUUCUUUGAUUUGACAUAGAUGCCAUUUAGCAGCGGAACGGAAUUUUGUUUUCCCUCCCUGCUUGAAUC